AUGCUGAAGAAGAGUAUAGACAAGAAAACACUAUUGGCAGAGUUGAAAAAGCUUGGAGACCUCGAAAAAGUCCAUGCAAAUCUCAUCCGCGUUCUAAUCGGGUUGACAGAAGAUCCGGAAGAAAAGUCGAUGCAAGAGAUGAGCAUGGAGUCGUCUAAAAGCCUUGGGCGUCGAUUCGUCACGGACAUUCUUCAGCAAUCUCAAGAGGAAGGUCAUCUAGCAACACUGGUAGAUGAAGUAAAGAUGUCUCAAAAGAAGGUCGAUAUGUUUAUGUCUUUCACAAAGAUGGGGAUCGAUACACUAAAAACUUUGCUCUAA
Messenger RNA from Arabis nemorensis, 318 nucleotides. NCBI's taxonomy places the organism in Eukaryota, Viridiplantae, Streptophyta, Magnoliopsida, Brassicales, Brassicaceae. The record is from the annotation of a GenBank genome assembly.